Messenger RNA from Drosophila rhopaloa, 936 nucleotides. It is a transcript of the gene 140up, whose product is annotated as RPII140-upstream gene protein. NCBI's taxonomy places the organism in Eukaryota, Metazoa, Arthropoda, Insecta, Diptera, Drosophilidae. Gene Ontology annotation, cellular component: mitochondrion. The record is from RefSeq and is a predicted model, not a curated record. The coding region runs from base 65 to 850 and encodes 261 amino acids. The transcript has 4 exons.
CACAGCCGGUAAACAGCUGAUUUUGUUGUUUUCAUUUAUCCUCGUUAUUUAACCCGCCUAUAAAAUGAGUUUCUUGUGGAAAGGACGACGGUUUUUGAUUGCCGGCAUUCUGCCAGUCCUAGAACGCGGCGCAGAUGACAUAGUGGAUAAGGAAAACAAGACCUACAAGGCAUUCCUAGCCAGUAAACCACCAGAGGAAACAGGAAUGGAGCGCCUUAAACAUAUGUUUACAAUCGACGAGUUCGGUAGUAUAUCCUCUGAACUGAAUUCAAUUUAUCAGGCCGGCUUCCUGGGAUUCCUCAUUGGAGCGAUUUACGGUGGAGUUACACAAUCGCGCGUGGGCUACAUGAAUUUCAUGGAGAACAACCAGGCCACAGCUUUCAAAUCGCACUUUGAUGCCAAGAAAAAGCUUCAGGACCAAUUUACUGUUAACUUUGCCAAAGGCGGCUUUAAAUGGGGUUGGCGAGUGGGACUUUUCACCACUUCCUACUUUGGCAUCAUUACGUGCAUGUCGGUGUACCGUGGAAAAUCAUCUAUCUACGAGUACUUGGCCGCUGGAUCCGUCACCGGCUCCCUUUACAAAGUAAAUCUGGGACUACGGGGUAUGGCAGCAGGCGGGAUCAUUGGUGGCUUCUUGGGCGGAGUCGCUGGAGUCACCUCCCUGCUGCUGAUGAAGGCAUCCGGCACUUCGAUGGAGGAAGUGCGCUACUGGCAGUACAAGUGGCGACUGGAUCGCGACGAAAACAUUCAGCUGGCGUUCAAAAAACUGACGGAGGAUGAAACCCCUGAGUUGUUUAAGGCCCAUGAUGAAAAGAAAUCCUCUGAGGUAUCCCUCGACUCGGUCAAGUGAGUUUCGAGUAUAUUAAGUAGACGCCAGUGUAAACUUAGUUGAGUUUUUUAAUUUAAAUAAAUUGCAAAUAUGUCCAUCUAAAGUUA